AGCGGUAGUUUCCUCCAGCUAACUGCACUCACCAUGGCGUCAACUGAGAUUGCAAGGCAAGCUGGUGAAGGAGUCCGUGCUGUGCCUCUGGCGGGCCAUGUUGGAUUUGACAGUAUGCCUGACCAGUUGGUCAACAAGUCUGUCAACCGUGGCUUCUGCUUCAACAUCCUCUGCGUUGGUGAGACAGGUCUUGGUAAGUCCACUCUGAUGGACACACUGUUCAACACCAAGUUUGAGGGUGAGCCCACCCAGCACAGCCAGCCUGGAGUCACGCUGAAGUCCAACACCUAUGAGCUGCAGGAGAGUAACGUGCGCCUCAAACUUGCAGUCGUCAACACAGUGGGCUUUGGAGACCAGAUUAAUAAGGAGGACAGCUACAAAUCCAUCGUGGAGUUCAUCGAUGCCCAGUUUGAAGCCUACCUGCAGGAGGAGUUGAAAAUCAAGCGCACGCUACACAGCUACCACGACACCCGCAUCCACGCAUGCUUGUACUUCAUCGCUCCAACAGGACACUCGCUGAAAUCUCUGGACUUGGUGACAAUGAAGAAACUUGAUAGCAAGGUCAACAUCAUCCCAAUUAUUGCAAAGUCAGAUGCCAUCUCUAAGAGCGAACUGGCCAAGUUCAAAAUCAAAAUCACUAGUGAGCUGGUCAGCAACGGAGUCCAGAUCUACCAGUUUCCCACUGAUGAUGAAUCUGUGGCCGAAAUCAACUCCACCAUGAAUAGCCAUUUGCCUUUUGCUGUGGUGGGGAGCACUGAGGAAGUGAAGAUUGGGAAUAAGAUGGUGAAGGCCCGGCAGUACCCCUGGGGAACCGUGCAGGUGGAAAAUGAGAAUCACUGUGACUUUGUCAAACUCCGGGAAAUGCUGAUUAGAGUGAAUAUGGAGGACCUGCGAGAACAGACUCAUACACGCCACUAUGAGCUCUACCGUCGCUGCAAGCUGGAAGAAAUGGGCUUUAAAGAUACAGACCCUGACAGCAAACCCUUCAGUCUGCAAGAGACAUAUGAGGCAAAGCGGAAUGAGUUCAUGGGCGAACUGCAGAAGAAGGAAGAAGAAAUGAGGCAAAUGUUCGUCCAGCGGGUCAAAGAGAAGGAGGCGGAGCUCAAAGAAGCAGAGAAGGAUCUGCACGAGAAGUUUGACCGUUUGAAGAAGCUCCACCAGGACGAGAAAAAGAAACUGGAAGAGAAGAAGAAGUCCAUAGAUGAUGAAGUCAACACGUUCAAACAGAAAAAGACUGCGGCAGAGCUUUUGCUGAGCCAAGCCCAACAGGCUGGGGGCUCCACCACGCUGAAGAGGGACAAAGAGAGGAAAAACUUCUUUUAAUCUGUCUUGACCACCUGAAGAGGGAUUGCAGCGUCAGCAAGAACUAAGAACCCUUUACCUCUUCUGUUUUUCUCGUAUCAACCUUUUAUCCUCCUCAUUGCAUCUCCGUUUGUUAAGUAUGGCCUUAUGUGGACUUGCAUGGUAUUUCCGACCACCCAAUGAAGCUCCUAAACCUGGGCAGGUGGGGAACCAGGUACAAAAUCUGCUAUUAUGUCUUAAUGUACAGAGAGUUUUCAGGAGGGGUUCAUGUAAUUUCAGGAGUCACGGGUAAAAUGCUUAUUAUUUUUAUCUUUUCAUGAACUUGACCUGCACUAUAUAUUUAUGCACUCAUAAUUUAAAAUAAUUAGAUGCAUUAUUUAAAAAAAACAAAUGAGGGGAAAAUUGUUUGCUUUUGCAGACGAACUAAACAAAUUGACUGAAUACUUGAUGGAUAUUUUUUCUUUAUCCAAGUCUAAUUUUAAUAUAAAAUCUGUUUUUUAAGAACAUUUUGUGCACUUCUAAGUAAAACCAUAGAAAAGCCAAAGCAUUUGGUUCCCAUGUUUACAUGCCACAAUACCAUGAAGGUCACAUGUCGGGGGGGCUUUUAUUACACGUGCUUUAAUAUUCACCAGCCUGUUUUAUGCUUUGCAUGCUUUUUUUUAAUUUAAUUUAAAUACU
Messenger RNA from Nematolebias whitei (Rio pearlfish), 1980 nucleotides. It is a transcript of the gene septin6, whose product is annotated as septin 6. The coding region runs from base 34 to 1323 and encodes 429 amino acids. Gene Ontology annotation, cellular component: cell division site; septin complex; septin ring. The transcript has 10 exons. Lineage: Eukaryota; Metazoa; Chordata; Actinopteri; Cyprinodontiformes; Rivulidae. Gene Ontology annotation, biological process: cilium assembly; cytoskeleton-dependent cytokinesis. The record is from RefSeq and is a predicted model, not a curated record. Gene Ontology annotation, molecular function: GTPase activity; molecular adaptor activity; GTP binding.